Messenger RNA from Corapipo altera (White-ruffed manakin), 4676 nucleotides. It is a transcript of the gene DAPK2, whose product is annotated as death associated protein kinase 2. Bases 20 to 1339 code for a protein of 439 amino acids. The record is from RefSeq and is a predicted model, not a curated record. Gene Ontology annotation, molecular function: protein serine/threonine kinase activity; ATP binding. NCBI's taxonomy places the organism in Eukaryota, Metazoa, Chordata, Aves, Passeriformes, Pipridae. Gene Ontology annotation, cellular component: nucleus; cytoplasm. The transcript is spliced from 12 exons. Gene Ontology annotation, biological process: intracellular signal transduction; positive regulation of apoptotic process; protein phosphorylation.
UUUUAACUUGCUCUUCUGAAUGGCAAUGAACCCUCUCUGCAAACAAUUAUUUUUUAGGUGUGUUUGCAUUAAUGUUGUUUAUAACCAUGUACCUGGGAUUCUGAUGAGGGGAGUAGUCAGCUUGAGGGAUUUACCAUCUUUGGGCAAGUCUCAGCAGUGUCUCUUCAUACCUGGGCAUUUUCCUGCACUUGACUUUUGCAUGUGCUCAGAACUUAAUUUUGCAGUUCAAGUUGCAUCACCUUUGAGCAUCAAUGAAAGACCAGGCAUGGCUUUCUUCAAGCAGCAGAAGGUGGAGGACGUUUAUGACAUUGGGGAAGAGCUGGGAAGCGGCCAGUUUGCCAUAGUGAAGAAGUGUCAGGAGAGGAGCACGGGUGUGGAAUACGCCGCCAAGUUCAUCAAGAAGCGGCAGAGCCGGGCGAGCCGGCGCGGGGUGAGCCGGGAGGAGAUCCAGAGGGAGGUCACCAUCCUGCAGCAGGUCCUGCACCCCAACAUCGUCAAACUGCAUGACAUCUACGAGAACAAGACGGAUGUGGUCCUCAUCCUGGAGCUGGUUUCUGGAGGAGAACUUUUUGACUUCCUGGCACAGAAGGAGUCUUUGAGUGAAGAGGAAGCAACCAGGUUCAUCAAGCAGAUUUUGGAUGGUGUGAAUUACCUUCACUCUAAGAAAAUUGCUCAUUUUGAUUUAAAGCCUGAAAACAUUAUGCUUCUAGACAAGAAUAUCCCUAUUCCACACAUCAAACUCAUUGACUUUGGCCUGGCUCACAAAAUCGAAGAUGGAGUUGAAUUUAAAAACAUUUUUGGAACUCCAGAAUUUGUAGCUCCAGAAAUCGUAAACUAUGAACCACUUGGAUUAGCUGCAGACAUGUGGAGCAUUGGAGUCAUCACCUACAUCCUGCUUAGUGGUGCAUCACCUUUCCUUGGAGAAACUAAACAAGAAACGCUUGCCAACAUCACAGCUGUGAAUUACGAUUUUGAUGAAGAGUUUUUCAGCAAUACCAGUGACCUGGCCAAAGAUUUUAUUCAGAAACUUCUGGUGAAAGAUACACGGAAGAGGCUUACGAUUCAGGAAGCUCUGUCUCAUCCCUGGAUAACGCCCAUGGACAAGCAACAGGCUUUGGUUCGGAAAUCAUCUGUUGUUAACAUGGAAAACUUCAAAAGGCAAUAUGCCAGGAGGCGGUGGAAGCUUUCCUACCGCAUCGUCUCGCUGUGCAACCACUUGUCCCGUUCCCUGGUGAAAAGGGUCCUGAUGCAGGAGGAGAGUUUGAGGAACUGUGAGAGUGACAGUGAGGAUCUUUCCCAAAGAGAAGUUCCUCCUCAGAGGAGAAGCAGUAUAUCCUAAUGUGAAGAGAAUUCCACGGGCAGGAGACACAGGAGACUUCCAUCCCUGCUGAAGCAAGCAGCCCUGGCAGCAGACCUUGACUUAUCUGAGUCAUUGGUGUGAUGCUUCUUGCUUCUCAAACAGCACCAACAGCUGGGUGAUGGUAUUAAAUGUCUGCUGAGCAUCUUGGAAAACUGGGAAGCGAGAUUCCCAGGGAAAUGCCACAGCACAAGCACCAGCUGGAGUGCUUUGAGUGUUUCAGUGAUACUUCAAUCUGUUUGUGAUGUCGGCUGCACUCAGGGUGUUGGGUUUCUACUGAUAUUCCUUUCCUGGAGAAUAAUUCCCGUCCUGCACAGUGGUGAAGACUUUGUGCAUUAUUACUGUUUCAGUCAGGGAAAUUGUUAGUGAGUUGUCAGGACAUUUUGUAAUGCAAUUUUGGUAUUUGUUAAUAGCGUGGAUAUGUGAUGGCAGAUCUCUGCCAGGUUUUGUUGGCUGUGUGCAGGGCUCUGUCACUGCUGUCACUGAGGAGGAAAUCCUGAUAUCAUUGCACAUCUUUGAUUUUGGCAACAGUUCUGCACUGCAACAAGGACUGUGCUCUGGCUGAGGGCUAACACGACCAGUUGUGAGUACAAUUAGUUGAGGCCACUGAGAGGAUGACACAGGCCCAGGCAAUUUUCGGAUGAAAAAGAGAAAAAAUGCUGUAGUGAUUUACAUGCACCCAAAUCCAGUGUUUUUACAGGAUGAUGGCAGGAUAUUCACCAAAACAGGGCCUUUAAGAACCCCAGGUAUUUGAAGAAAUAGUCUCUGUUGGACUUUGUUAUUGUUGUCAAUGUUAUUUAUUGUCAGCAAAUUGGAGAUGGGUUAACACCUAUUUGUGCAGGUGCUAUUUACAUGUAACCCAGACAGCAAACAUCUGCUUUUUAUUCAGGGGGUUGUAUCCAAAACUGAGGAAGUGAGCACUUUGAUACUGAUGUAACAUCUUUGCACUGGGAAGUUGCAUCAUUUUAACUAUUAUUAGUUUCUAAGCCAGUAUUGUUCGAUUGGUACCAAAAAAAUGUGUAUAGAAUAGGUUAUUUUUUUCAUUGAAUGUAUUUGUUGUUAGAAAUUCGUAUUUAUUUUGCCAUUUAAUAAAUUAAAAAUCAGAAACCCUAUUAGAAACAACUAUGGAUGGACAAGGAAACUGUUUUUGUUUGGCUUUAUGUUGGUCACUUCUAGGCUGAGGUUUUAGAGCAGAAGGUGUGAACUGGUGUUGAAAAUUAGUGUCAGGUGGUUUCCAGUUUCUGAGAAAUAAAUAAAAAUAUGCUACUUUUAUUUAUAACUUUGUAUCCCUGCCUAGGUAGUGACUAAAAUGCAGUUGAUAAGAAAGUAUUUCUGUGAAAGGAAGGGAAUGUAGGAGAAGCAUUGGAGGAGAGAGGCAGAAAGGAGGAUUUGAUGGAAGAAACAUAAAAUGAAGGAGGUGGUGGGAGGAAAAAAAGCAGUGGGGGGAGGAAGGAGUGUGAGAGGGACACGUAGGGAGUGAAGGUGAUCCUGGACUGGGAAGGUGAAGGAAGGGAAAGAGAAUGUGGGUGCAGGAAUUGUGGAAGCAGGAGAGUGGAUGUUUCUGCCAGUAUGGCACUGCAUUUUGCUACUAUUUAUUUAAUUUCCUUUUAUUUCAUGUCUUGUGCUGCCACUUAGCCUGUGAGAUGUGCCUGCUCAAGGGAUAAGGGGCAGUGCAUGGGCUUCUCUUCACAUUUAAAAGAUGUAUUUAUGAGCUUUCUGUGUAAUUCUUGAGGCAGAAUCCUCAAAAAGUGCUGUGUUAAGAGGGAGCAAUAACAGGAAAACCUGUUGUUUCAGUGUGUCCUGGUUUCAGCUGGGAUAGAGUUGAUUUUAUUGUUAGUAGCUGGUAUAGGGCUGUGUUUUGGGUUCAGCAGGAGGGUAUGUUGAUCACACUGAUGUUUUAGGGGUUGUUCUGUAGUGUUUCCCCAAGUGAAGGACUUUGCAGUUUCUCAGGCUCUGCCAGUGAGGAGCUGCACAAGAACCUGGGAGGGAGCAUGGCCAGGACAGCUGACCUCAAUGGUCACAUUCCAAAGGGACAUUCCAGACCAUGGAAUGGUGCUCAGUGUAGGAGCUGGGGGAGCUGGCUGGGACACAGGUCACUGCUCAGGCUGUGCCAGGCGUUGGGCAGUGGGUGGUGAGCAGUUGUAAUGGCAUCACUUGUCUUCCUUGGGUGUUACUGCUCUCUCUUUUCCUUUUCAUUAUUGUUAAUUAUUGUUAUUAUUAUUAUUAUUAUAUUUUGCUUUAGCUCAGUGAUAAAACUGUUCUUAUCUCAAAGUAACCCACGAGGUUUAAUUCCCAGUCCUCCUCCCCUCCAGGACGGGGGGCAGUGAGUGAGUGGCUGUGUUGGGGCCUCGUUGCUGGUUGGGGUUAAACCACAACACGGUGUCUGGAGGGCACCUUUCACAAAGAGAACACUACAAAUAUAAAACCUGUCCAGCAAAUUUUGCCUCCUGCUUUGCCUGGGAUGUGGAAAAUUGAGUAAACUCCAAGCCAGUGGUGUUUUUCUGAAUUUCUGGAGUUUCAGAAGCACCUUCCGUUCCCAAAUUAGAGAUUGUGGGAUGUGUAGGUAAAUUGCACUUCUGCAAAUGAAGCCCUGGUUAAAAUAGCUGUUGGGUUUGGGUCAGGGCUGUGCUCUCAUGGAGGUGAGGUCAUUGUUCUCCUGUGAAAUCCUGGCAACUACUGAGCCAGAUGGGGAGUAGGGGAAGGCCAGACAGGGCAGUGCAAGGCCAUGUGAAGCUCUGGCUUAUUAUUUGUACAUUAAUAAAAGAUGUAAGGAGGUGUUUUAACAAAGCCAGGAGAGGCAGCUCAGGAUGUUCAGUCUCCAUCAUCUCUGUGCCCAGGUGAGGUGAGGACAGGCCCCCGGCACCUCCUCUGUGCCCGUGUUGGUGUCAUUCUUUACCAUUGCUGGUGUUUGAGGAACUACAGGUUCUUUUUAUUAAGGGACUAAAGAAAAAGAAAGGCAUGGGAGGGAGGGGAAAUGGAGAAACUUCAUUAAAACAAUUUAUGUUACAGAAUUUGCUUUGGUGGGGGAGAAAAAUCUAUUUUCUGUGUACUAUUUUUGAGCAGUAGGGAACCUGGAGAAAAAUGAAGUGAUAGUCUGGGGGAGGGGGGGAGAACAAACAACCUCUAAGUAUUUUUAUUAAAAUAUUACUAUUUUUAUUCUCACUUUAGUGCUGAUGGUUUUUUUUAAUCUACAUGUAUUUUUAUGAAGAGAAAUACUGAUUAUUUUUUUUGUGUGCGUGGUGGGAAAUAGUACAGACUGUCAAAAAUAACCAGAGGUAUUUGUUACUGCGAUUUGCUAAUAAAAUUUUGCGAAGCAGGA